GGGUGAGGGAGGUGCAGUUGACUUUUAGCUCUGGCCUGUUUCUUCUGUCCUUGAAAUGAGGAGAAAUCUCAUUCUCUCAUUUACAAUUCUUGACUAACAGUACCUUAACCAAGCCCAUGUCAAUGCGGAUCACUUUUAAUAACUAUUGAUCCUCUUUCACGCUCUUCACGACGAUAUUCAACGUAAACUGGCUGAUCCAAGGCCCACUUCGCUCGUUAGGUGGUCAACCAAGACCAGCCUAUUUCGGCCCCAGGCCUAAGCCUAAGCCUAAGCCUAAGCCUGGCUCAAACUUCACCGUCCAGGUCCUCGUAAGUCUUUUUGCCUUCUCUUUCAACUUGGACGGCUACAAGCUUCUGGUGUCCAUUGUUUUACCUCUCACGGGCCAGCCUCGGCUGCUGAGCUAUCAAUUCAUCUUUUGCAUCUCGUUGCACUCACUCGUGCCCUUCAAAACCUCGUCCUUUCGACCGUUUCGGCUCACACCACCUGCGCAGCCACUUUCCUCCUCCCCUCCCCGUCCACGGGACCAAUUCACGCGCGCGCGACUCUCCCAGAGAAAAACUACAGUCGACAAACCGACACCCGCGCACAGGAACUGCAGAAAUAGCAAUCGCAAUCGCAACAACUAGCCGCCGACAACGUGCGAAUGGAUCGUGUCGCUUCGGCUGAGCUGUAGACCCAUACAAGAUUGCUGCAGCGAGCCGCAAAUGAUCUGCGAACCUGACGCCGCCUUGCGUAACCUCGAGAUCCAAUGGGAGCAUAAGACAAAAUGACCGACCGGAAUGCCGCUACCAUGGGCAAGAGCGCUAAGCAGGAGCCUGCCAAAGGCGACGAUGGCAAGGCUGUGAAUCGCGACAAGAACUCGAAUGCCACUGCUUCUGGCAAUCAUAAGGCCCCUACGAAAAAGAGACGUAAAGUCAACCACGGUACGUCUUCCUAAGUAUUGACACUAUCUUCCCUUGCACAGGCUCCAGAUGUGGUGUUGCGCAAUGUGCUCCUGGGAGUUCGCGUUGGGGUUGGGAGUGAAGGUCAUGAUACUGGAUAUAGUUGCGAUCGAAAGACUCUUGAAUCAUGACCAAUCAACUAGCUAAGCCAUCGACUCAUCAACUCCAAUUCCAGGGGCAAGGUUCAACAUGGCGCAUGCAUCUAUCUACCUUAACCAAGAAAAACAUUGGGCUGACAUCGCUGGGGCGCUUCAUUACAGCUUGCGUAUAUUGUCGACGAUCUGUAAGUUAACCCCAAGUUCAACGACGCGCGUUCGCAUUGGUUCUGUCUGGACCUCGAGCAGCUUUAGCCGUGCUUAGCAGCCAGGUCAUUUGUUGAGCUGGAAGUAUUGUGCGACGGACAUGGCGCCUAUGAGACAAAUCUCGUCUAGUUUACCCUUCACUUUGCAUAUGUGAGCUUUGAGAGAACUGUAGCUGACAAUCUGUUUUCUACCUGCGUCCAGCAUAUGACUUGCGAUCUUGAGAGACCAUGUACCAGAUGCAUUAAACGGAAUAUUGGGCAUCUCUGUCACGAUGAACCUCGCGAUGCCGAUUCCAAGAAGGCAAAGAGUGUUCAGAGCACCCAGAGCAUACAGGCACCCUCUGUAGUUGAUGAAUCGGACGCACAGUCCGAUAUGGCUCGUAGCUCGAUUUCUAGUACCAUGGGCCCACCUCCCCCAACGUUUGACACGACGAGGCAGCGAGGUUCCAAAUCUUUUGGGGGAGUGCUGGGUCAAGGAAGCCCACUGUCCAUUGUGCAACCCGGCCAGGUCUCGGGCCUGCAGGGCAAUGCGUUGAACAACGGCAACAGUAACGCGAAUCAAUGUACGUUUUGUGUCCCUUUCUCCUGCCCUGAGAGGGGCCUGUCCCUUGUUUCAAUUUUUAAUCACGAGCGGAGACGGGUGGGCUGAGGUUGGGGCUGCCCAGAAAUCUGUUCCUGAUCUGAGAUCGCUGACACGCCACUAGUUGCGGGUUUCCAAGAUGCGUGGAUGACAGCCCAGAACCAUUUUCAUGAUAUGCACAGCUAUCACCCCAACUACAUGAUUGCCUCAGAAGUCACUCACGAGUUCAAUCUUCUCAACGAUUUCCUCCAUACGAGUCUACUCGAUGACGGUAGUGUGCCGCCAGAGGAACAACAGAGCCCGGCAUUCAAGCGGUCGAGCCAGAGCCAGUCGGAGAUGCUACCCAGGUUUGGAAAUAACGCCAACACCUCUAUGGGAGCUGGUGGUUCAAACACCAUGUCAAACAUGACAGAGGGAUCAAUGCUGCCACCCCCUCCGAAUGUUGAGGGUAAGAACAUUCUACGACCGGGAAGCGUUGUGCCCGCCGACAAGGCUCGCGAAUACUAUCUACAAGCUGCCGACCCAUCAGGCAACGACACGCCAGAGGAGCGAAUGGCGCGUGUGCUCAAGGCCAAGUACGACGCUGGGCUUCUAAAGCCGUUCAAUUACAUCAACGGUUAUUCUCGCUUGGGUGCAUAUCUCAAUUCACACAUCACAACAGCGUCAAGAGAAAAGAUUCUGAGGACCAUCGCCCGGUUCCGGCCCGCUUUUCGAGAAAAGGCACAUGCUUUGACGGAUAUAGAACUUGUGUACGUUGAGAUGUGGUUUGAGAAACAGCUCAUGGACUAUGACCGGGUGUUUGCAAGUAUGGCAGUGCCCGCGUGCUGCUGGCGAAGAACCGGUGAAAUCUUCAGGGGCAACAAGGAGAUGGCAGAGUUGAUUGGCGUGUCAGUAGCUCAGCUCAGAGAUGGCAAAAUCGCGUUGCACGAAAUCCUCACAGAAGAAUCAAUGGUGCGAUACUGGGAAGAGUUUGGCACGAUUGCCUUCGAUCCAGCGCAUGAGACCCUCUUGACGGCCUGCUCCCUGAAGAAUCCAACCCCUGGGUCAACGCAUCCAGUUGUGAAAUGUUGUUUCUCGUUCAUGAUCAGAAGAGAUGAGCACAAACUGCCAGCUCUAAUUGUUGGUAAUUUCUUGCCGCAUGACCCACCAGCACAAUAACCAUGGGUGUAUUGAUGUAUGUAUAUGCUGUAAAUAUAUGAUGCUUCGUAAGAAGAAGCACAGCAUUAGUUGCCACACUUGCAAAUGAGUGCUGUGAGGCCUCAAACAUUAGUAAGAAAAAGAAAAUAGUCGGAAUUGGGAACGGCGCUUGGAUACAAGGAUUCGGAGCGUAUGUAUUCAUUUGCAUUACGUUAGACAGGAGACAACAGUUUGAAUAUUAUUUUGCUUUUGAGAAGUCCUUGGUGAUGAUUUUCUUCCGUGUCCUUGGUUUCAUGACCUUUGGAAUCCGAUUUUCGGCUUUGGACAGUUGGAAGGAGCACUGUCAUCGCUCCUGCUCACAAACGUUCCGCAGCAGGCUCACAUGACUCGGUUGUAAAUGCAGGAGGAUCUUAUGGGUCA
Fusarium odoratissimum NRRL 54006 is the source of this 3379-nucleotide messenger RNA. RefSeq lists its product as uncharacterized. Gene Ontology annotation, cellular component: nucleus. The record is from RefSeq and is a predicted model, not a curated record. Gene Ontology annotation, biological process: regulation of DNA-templated transcription. Lineage: Eukaryota; Fungi; Ascomycota; Sordariomycetes; Hypocreales; Nectriaceae. Gene Ontology annotation, molecular function: DNA-binding transcription factor activity, RNA polymerase II-specific; RNA polymerase II transcription regulatory region sequence-specific DNA binding; zinc ion binding. The transcript has 4 exons. The coding region runs from base 1970 to 2980 and encodes 336 amino acids.